Molecule: messenger RNA, 2973 nt
Organism: Phaedon cochleariae (mustard beetle)
Lineage: Eukaryota; Metazoa; Arthropoda; Insecta; Coleoptera; Chrysomelidae
Source: the annotation of a GenBank genome assembly
GAUACUACUUCACGACACAAUUUUGUAAAAAUGUUGAUCGGUCCUUAUUCUUUGCUGGUGUUCUUUUUCGCAGUGGCCCGUAUAGAGGGUGCAUCCAUUUUCGAUUAUUUUUGGUACGACGAUGAAUGGUAUGACGAAACCAGUGAAGAAGAUACGAAAGUAAAAGAUAAGGAUACAAUUUCCAUCAUAAAUAAACUAUCUGUAUCCAUCAAUGGGAACGUUAACUCUGCUCCAGGCCAACCUGAUGUUCCAGGCAAACCUAAUGUUCCAGGCAAACCUAAUGUUCCAGGCAAUCCUAAUAUUCCAGGCGAACCUAUUACCCCAGGUCAAUCUAUUGCUGCAGGCCAACCUGUUAUGGGAACACCUGCUGUUAUGGGAACACCUGCUGGUAUAGGACCACCCGCUGUUAUGGGACCACCUUCUGCUAUGGGAACACCUGCUGUUAUGGGACCACCUGCUAGUAUGGGAACACCUGCUGUUAUGGGACCACCUGCUGUUAUGGGACCACCUGCUGGUAUGGGAACACCUGCUGUUAUGGGAACACCUGCUGUUAUGGGACCACCUGCUAGUAUGGGACCACCUGCUGUUAUGGGACCACCUGCUGUUAUGGGACCACCUGCUGGUAUGGGACCACCUGCUGUUAUGGGACCACCUGCUAGUAUGGGACCACCUGCUGUUAUGGGACCACCUGCUAGUAUGGGACCACCUGCUGUUAUGGGACCACCUGCUGUUAUGGGACCACCUGCUAGUAUGGGACCACCUGCUGUUAUGGGACCACCUGCUGGUAUGGGACCACCUGCUGGUAUGGGACCACCUGCUGGUAUGGGACCACCUGCUGGUAUGGGAACACCUGCUGUUAUGGGACCACCCGCUGGUAUGGGAACACCUGCUGUUAUGGGACCACCUGCUGGUAUGGGACCACCUGCUGGUAUGGGACCACCUGCUGUUAUGGGAACACCUGCUGGUAUGGGACCACCCACUGGUAUGGGAACACCUGCUGGUAUGGGACCACCCGCUGGUAUGGGAACACCUGCUGCUAUGGGACCACCCGCUGUUAUGGGACCACCUGCUGGUAUGGGACCACCCGCUGGUAUGGGACCACCUGCUGUUAUGGGACCACCCGCUGGUAUGGGAACACCUGCUGUUAUGGGACCACCCGCUGGUAUGGGACCACCUGCUGGUAUAGGACCACCCGCUGGUAUGGGAACACCUGCUGGUAUGGGACCACCCGCUGGUAUGGGAACACCUGCUGGUAUGGGACCACCCGCUGGUAUGGGAACACCUGCUGGUAUGGGACCACCCGCUGGUAUGGGAACACCUGCUGCUAUGGGACCACCCGCUGGUAUGGGAACACCUGCUGGUAUGGGACCACCCGCUGGUAUGGGAACACCUGCUGGUAUGGGACCACCCGCUGGUAUAGGAACACCUGCUGGUAUGGUACCACCCGCUGGUAUGGGAACACCUGCUGGUAUGGGACCACCCGCUGGUAUGGGAACACCUGCUGGUAUGGGACCACCCGCUGGUAUGGGAACACCUGCUGGUAUGGUACCACCCGCUGGUAUGGGAACACCUGCUGGUAUGGGACCACCCGCUGGUAUGGGAACACCUGCUGGUAUGGGAACACCUGCUGGUAUGGGACCACUUGCUGGUAUGGGAACACCUGCUGGUAUGGGACCACCCGCUGGUAUGGGAACACCUGCUGCUAUGGGACCACCCGCUGAUAUGGGAACACCUGCUGGUAUGGGACCACCCGCUGGUAUGGGAACACCUGCUGGUAUGGGACCACCCGCUGGUAUGGAAACACCUGCUGGUAUGGUACCACCCGCUGGUAUGGGAACACCUGCUGGUAUGGGACCACCCGCUGGUAUGGGAACACCUGCUGGUAUGGGACCACCCGCUGGUAUGGGAACACCUGCUGCUAUGGGACCACCCGCUGGUAUGGGAACACCUGCUGGUAUGGGACCACCCGCUGGUAUGGGAACACCUGCUGGUAUGGGACCACCUGCUGGUAUGGGAACACCUGCUGGUAUGGGACCACCCGCUGGUAUGGGAACACCUGCUGGUAUGGGACCACCCGCUGGUAUGGGAACACCUGCUGGUAUGGGACCACCCGCCGGUAUGGGAACACCUGCUGGUAUGGGACCACCCGCUGGUAUGGGAACACCUGCUGGUAUGGGACCACCCGCUGGUAUGGGAACACCUGCUGCUAUGGGACCACCCGCUGGUAUGGGAACACCUGCUGGUAUGGGAUCACCUGCUGGUAUGGGAACACCUGCUGGUAUGGGACCACCCGCUGGUAUGGGAACACCUGCUGGUAUGGUACCACCCGCUGGUAUGGGAACACCUGCUGGUAUGGGACCACCCGCUGGUAUGGGUACACCUGCUGGUAUGGGACCACCCGCUGGUAUGGGAACACCUGCUGGUAUGGGACCACCCGCUGGUAUGGGAACACCUGCUGGUAUGGGACCACCCGCUGGUAUGGGAACACCUGCUGGUAUGGGACCACCCGCUGGUAUGGGAACACCUGCUGGUAUGGGACCACCCGCUGGUAUGGGAACACCUGCUGGUAUGGGACCACCCGCUGGUAUGGGAACACCUGCUGGUAUGGGACCACCCGCUGGUAUGGGAACACCUGCUGCUAUGGGACCACCCGCUGGUAUGGGAACACCUGCUGCUAUGGGACCACCCGCUGGUAUGGGAACACCUGCUGGUAUGGGACCACCCGCUGGUAUGGGAACACCUGCUGGUAUGGGACCACCCGCUGGUAUGGAAACACCUGCUGGUAUGGGACCACCCGCUGGUAUGGGAACACCUGCUGGUAUGGUACCACCCGCUGGUAUGGGAGCACCUGCUGGUAUGGGACCACCCGCUGGUAUGGGAACACCUGCUGGUAUGGGACCACCCGCUGGUAUGGGAACACCUGCUGGUAUGGGACCACCCGCUGGUAUGGGAACACCUGCUGGUAUGGGAUAA